Acipenser ruthenus (sterlet) is the source of this 5683-nucleotide messenger RNA. Its product is annotated as glutaminase kidney isoform, mitochondrial-like. The coding region runs from base 81 to 1907 and encodes 608 amino acids. Gene Ontology annotation, biological process: L-glutamine catabolic process. The transcript has 18 exons. Gene Ontology annotation, molecular function: glutaminase activity; protein binding. Lineage: Eukaryota; Metazoa; Chordata; Actinopteri; Acipenseriformes; Acipenseridae. The record is from RefSeq and is a predicted model, not a curated record.
CACUCUAGUGGCACCAGUUAUUGCCUUUCCUUCCUUUGCUGGCCACUACACGUUGGGUGCUGAAUUAAAGUUAUUUGGAUAUGCACUUUUUAAAAUCCCUGCGAGUUACAAACUCCAGUGUUUUGGAUUUGGUCUUCAAAGACGCUGUCAAACGGACCGAACCGGCGUGUCACUUACUGAGCCUCAGAAAAGCACCCAGGAUAUUGUACACGAGUUCGGCGUCGCUGCACCAGUAUUACAACGAGCUCAGCCUGAAGGACAGGGAACAUGCACACCAACAGCUGCGUGCCUCUAAGAAGAGCCUGUUUCCAGAGCUGGAGGAUCUGCUGUUCUACACCAUCACAGAUGGGCAGGAACAGAUCUCUCUCCCAAAGUUCAUCACCGCAGUGAAAGGGACAGGCUUGUUGACCUCUGACCCUCGUCUGAGAGACUGCAUGGACCUCAUCCGCCAAUCAGUGCAGGACUCGGUAGGCGGAGUCAUGAUGGACCGAUACCUCUUCAGGAAGUGUGUGGGCAGUAACAUCGUUCUCCUGACUCAAGCUUUCCGGAAAAAGUUUGUCAUUCCCGAUUUCCAGACUUUCAGCAACCACAUCAACCAGCUGUACGACAGCGCCAGGAAACAGAACGCUGGGAAGGUUGCUGACUACAUUCCUCAGCUGGCUAAGUUCAGCCCUGACCUGUGGGGUGUUUCUCUGUGCACUGUGGACGGGCAAAGACACUCUGUGGGCGACACAAGACUCCCCUUCUGCCUGCAGUCCUGCGUGAAGCCACUAGAGUACGCUAUUGCAAUCCAUGAGUCUGGGACAGAGCGUGUGCACCGCUACGUGGGGAAGGAGCCCAGCGGACUGAAAUUCAACAAGCUGUUCCUGAACGACGAGGAUCGGCCUCAUAAUCCCAUGGUGAAUGCAGGGGCCAUUGUCAUCAGCUCCCUCAUAAAGCCAGGAGCCAACAAAGCUGAGAAAUUUGAUUAUGUAAUGGAGUUUCUCAACAAGAUGGCCGGUAAGGAAUACAUCGGAUUCAGCAACGCCACGUUUCAGUCGGAGAAAGAGACGGGAGACAGGAAUUUUGCCAUCGGAUACUACUUGAAAGAGAAGAAGUGUUUUCCCAGUGGGGCUGACAUGAUUGCUGCACUGGACUUUUACUUCCAGCUGUGCUCCAUCGAGGUGACGUGUGAGUCGGGCAGUGUGAUGGCCGCCACGCUGGCGAACGGAGGGAUCUGUCCAAUCACAGGAGAGCGGGUCCUUAGCGCCGAGGCGGUGCGCAACACCCUGAGUCUCAUGCACUCCUGUGGGAUGUAUGACUACUCGGGACAAUUCGCCUUCCACGUGGGUCUCCCUGCCAAGUCUGGUGUCUCGGGGGCGGUGCUCCUGGUGGUACCCAAUGUGAUGGGGGUGAUGUGCUGGUCGCCCCUUGUGGACAGAGUGGGGAACAGCGUGCGGGGAAUUCACUUCUGUCAGGAGCUGGUCUCUCUGUUUAAUUUCCACAACUAUGACAACCUGCAUCACUUCACCAAGAAACUGGACCCGCGUCGGCAGCCAGGCGAUGCCAGGAAUAAGUCUGUUGUGAAUUUGCUGUUUGCUGCUUACAGCGGGGAUGUGUCUGCUUUGAGAAGGUUUGCCCUUUCAGCGAUGGACAUGGAGCAGAAAGACUAUGAUUCCCGCACUGCCCUGCAUGUGGCGUCUUCAGAGGGUCAUGUGGAGGUCGUGCGGUUCUUGGUGGAGGAAUGCAAGGUCAACCCAUUCAUGAAAGACAGGUGGGAUAACAGCCCUCUGGAUGAUGCUGUGCAGUUUGGUCACCAGGAGGUUGUAAAGAUCCUGCAGGACUAUCAGACCAGCUUCGUUCUGGUGGAACCCGGUUCUGAGCUGGAGGACCUCAGCAAGCUUGAGACCCUGGAGAGCAUGGUGUGAGCUGGCUGGGGCCCGGCAGAGCCCUGACUCGAGAGCCCGGUGUCACUGUCUCAGGACACUGCCGUAACCAGCAGGAUUGUCAAGUACUCCCCUAGACACGAAACCAGGUGUUGGUCUAGAACCGUGUGUUUAUUAUUCCUGGGUUGUCCUUCGUCUAGAGCUCUUGUGUGAAAGUUCUAGCCUGUUAUCUUAAGAUAAGUUGUUUCUCACACUAGUAGGAGACUUUUUGGUAUGUGGAUAAUUUUGAAUUGUACCACGACCUGAGAAGUGAUAUCUUUCACAUGCUGCACAAUGAAAGUGUUCCAGAACACCCUUUAGUGUUUACAACAGACACACGCCUCACCAGCUCUGUCUCCUGAGCUGAACAUAUCGCUGAAAUAUCUUUUUCAACAUCAUGUCCAUUUAUGCAUUUAGGGAAAUGUGAUAUAGAUGCUCCAGUCUUUCUUAACAGUGGUCAUGUUAGCUCCAUGAGAAUCUCAUAUUCUUCCACUGUGAUACUCUGCACUGCGGAAAUCCACUGGGCUCAGAAACGCACACAGAGUACAUGUACUGAUUUGGACCAAUCAGAACACAUCAAAUAGUAAGAGUUCUAAAUAAAUAGAAAUGAAGCACGCAUUUUCUACGUAGGGGCUGGUCAUUCUACAGUGUGCCUCGUCAUGCCGACAUAUUCACAGCUUGCAAGAGUAGCCAAUCACCUGCAGAAUAACAUCCAGGAGGCAGUGUGGUCCAGAAGCUCUCCGUUUCAAAUCCCACCUCUGCCACUGACUGACUCACUGUGUGUGGCCCUGAGCAAGUCACUUCACCUCCUUGCGCUCCAUCCUGCGGAUGAGAUGUUAAAUCAAUGUCCUAUUGUAAGUGACUCUGCAUAUAAUGUGCAGUUCACUUCCUACCUCUGUAAAGUGCUUUGUGAUGGUGGUCCACUAUGAAAGGCGCUAUAUAAAGAUCUUAAUAAUAAUAAUAAUAAUAAUAAUAUCAUCUGUCAGACAUGAAAGUCAACAAUAAGGAUAGAUUUGCUGAGUGCUGCUGAUUUUCGGGUUACCAGGCGUCUCAGGGAGACUUUUACAUGACAUUUUCCCGGUUUUGCUCUUGUCGUUUUUUUCGAGUCCCGUAGAAACCUAUAGCAGUGUGAUCAGCAAGUGAACAGUGAGGAAUGUCUUGGGUUGUGUUAACGCCAUUCGAAAAUAAGAGAAACAAGCUCCUGGAUGAUGUGUUUCACAAUCUGUUUCGCUUCCUGGACCAGCUCUGUGUCUUUAUGUUUUACUGUUUUAUCUCUGCUCUGCCGUGCCGCCAGCAGGGGUGGCUUUUUCAGUUAGUCAUGUUGAAAUGGUACGAACAGCAGAGCCACGUUUUCUAACAUGUUUUGUUCAGAUGACAAUAAAAAGAGAACAAUGAAUUAUUACGAUCUGCAGUAAUCACGCCCGGUGUUUCACUUUUAAAUACGAUUCAGUUAUAGACAGUUAUUUUAACUGCUUCGUGAGUGACUGAAUUGAAGAAAAAAAAAAUAUCCAGAUUUUUCAAUCUGGAAGUCUGGUAACCCUCUGUAGACUUCCACAUACUAUUUAAAUUAAUUGGUUCUUAUUUCAUCUUCAGUGAUCUGAUUGGCCAAAUUAGAAUUACAACACAUACUAAAUUCUAAUUAGUACAUGUACUAAAUAAUGCGUUUUUGAGCCGAAUGGCCUUCCAUAGAGAUGUACCUGCUGACCGUCUCCCCAUGCCAGCCAGCGUGAAGGAACAGAACACCUGGCCACAUUUUGUCUGGAUACAAACGCCAGACAUUUUCAUGGUGUCUGCUGAUUCACAACCAAGAUCUGAUAAAUCCAUUUGUUUGGUUUCAUUCUUCUGUAGAUUUAUGACCCAGGGUAUACGAUUAAAAUGGUUAAUAUGUAGAAAAAGAUAUUUCAGAAACACAUACUGUGUAGCACAGACAGCAGUUGUAAUGUAAACACUGUAACACAUUAAUAUUCUGUGCUUGGCCUCUAUUUAAAGUGCUUUAAACACAGAGUUCAAAUAAUUGCAGUGAAUCUUACUGACAUCAUUGGAUCCCUAUGUAUGAGGUGCCAAUUUAUUUGAAGCAGUUAGUGGAGAAAAUGUAUCGAUCUCUCCUUAAUAUUUUGAGUGAUGCUGAUGCAUAGUUAGGUAAGAUAUUCAGGAAAUAUUUUCUUAGCUCCAUAUAUUUAAGUGCACAGAGGUAACAAAGCAUUGUCAGUAAAUGUAAUAUGUAUUACCAUCAAUGCGUAGAUCUUACAUUUUGCUAUGUGAGACACAUUAUGUUAUACGGUUAUUUGAUUUUGAAUGGUAAGCAGAGGCAGGACUCCUCUGGGGAAGCUGCCUCUCAGAGGAUCUCUCCUCCAAUCAGAGGAUUUCUCUUCCAAUGAGAGGAUCUUUCCUCCAGUGAGAGGAUCUCUCCUCCAAUGAGAGGAUCUCUCCUCCAAUGAGAGGAUCCCUCCUCCAAUCAGAGGAUCUCUUCUCCAGUGAAAGGAUCUCUCCAAUCAGAAUGGCAUUCUGUCAUCUUCUGAUAGAUUCUAUACUGGAAUUCUCAUGAGCUUAAUUCCUCAGACUGACUGUGUGUAAUAUAUAGCUUUGAUAGUGUGUAUGGGAAGAAACUGUGUCCCAUGUAUUUAUUUUUCUAAAUGUCGUAUACCAAAGAUGUGUGUGUUGUUCCAUUUGAGAUACUCUGAUUGUUCAGCUUCAGACUAAUCAUAACAGCUGUACACUCCCCUCAAUUGGGACAAAUUAUAUAUAUAUAUAUAUAUAUAUAUAUAUAUAUAUAUAUAGAUAUAUAUAUAGAUAUAUAUAUAGAUAUAUAUAUAGAUAUAUAUAGAUAUAUAAUUUGUAUGCAUUUUUCCUGAAACACUAUUUAAAUUCAAGAAAAUUCUGCAACAGUGAAAUAAAUUUCAGCAAUAUACAAAUGAAUUACUAGUGUGAGAAACCAUUAAAACUAGACAAAUUCAUCCAAUCAUUUACAACUAAUUAUAACCAAUUCAGUGGCUACCUGUAAUUAAGUUGAGGGUGUAUUUUCUUUGUCACUCUUCCUAUGACAGACUAGUACACUCUCAGCUUGAUAAGAGUUAGCCACUGAACACUUCUAAACACAUAUUUAAGUGUGUAUAAGACUGCCCUGCAAGGACCUGGUGUGGGCGUGUUCUCCUGCUAUACCCCUGGAGAUGCCUUCCAACACCUUGUGGAGUCUGUGCCAAAUCAGGGCAAGCAGUGGUACAGGGCCUCUAAUGAAGAGGCCAGCCAUUGUGUGUUUGAAGAAGGGGUGAUUAUCUACUCAGCGGAGGGGAAUGUACGUUCUAAAGCACUAUUUCACAAACUGUUUUUCUGAGCUUUAACUGUUGUUUUAACUUCUGUUGCACAAAAACUAAUUGCAAGUGAUGUGUGUGUUUAUAUGAAAGUAUAUUAUAUAAGGAUUUUAUGUAAAUAAAGGUGAACAGCUUGAUUUAUGUUUUUGGUCUUGUGUUAAUUCUGAAUAUUAUUCUGGGUGGGUUUUGGUUUUGAUAAACGCUAAAUGGUUUCAAGGUUUCUUGUUUGUGUUGCUGUGCCCUUCCUGUGUCCUGCUGUUUGCAAUCCUAGUGGCUCUGAGUGCCAGUACUCCCGCGCUGUGGUUUGAAAUGUGUGUGAAGAUGCUUUCACCAGACUGCAGGAGCUGCUCUUCCACUCCAUGGAUACAUGUAAUACACAGAGGGCUUCAACUUUUCCAUUUUUAUUUUCCAAAGCUCUCCCUCCCUUUACAUCUUAAUUAGUUGUCGUUAAGCUGUCUCUGCUUCCUAAUA